AUGCCGCCAGACCCCAUGCCAGGCUGUUUCACUCCAGUCGCCCUAGAGGGGAUAGCUUCAACAAGUAGUUCAUCUGUGGAUGUAAAGCAGUGUAAGAUUGACUCUGCAGGAGUUCACUCUAGUGAGACUGUGUUUGUAGGUGCCAAGGUUGUUCUCUCUUGCUGUCCCAUCUCCUCACCACAUUUGGUGUUAGCAACAUGGACUAUAAACCUUAGAGGCAAGUUGAAAUGCAUCACAUUCUACAAGGAAGAGGAAAAUAAGACCAGCAACAACUGCAGUGACAAUAGAAUAACCUGGGCCUCCAGACCUGACCAGAAUCCUGCCCUUCAGAUUGAUCCAGUGGCCAUCAGUCACAAAGGGAAGUAUACGUGUGAACUUGUAAUACCAGAUGGAAAUCUCCAGCGUAGUUAUAACCUCCAAGUGUUAGGUAAGGAGCACCAAAUGUGA
Sorex fumeus (smoky shrew) is the source of this 447-nucleotide messenger RNA. RefSeq names its product cell surface glycoprotein CD200 receptor 1-like. Gene Ontology annotation, cellular component: external side of plasma membrane. The transcript is spliced from 3 exons. The coding region runs from base 1 to 447 and encodes 148 amino acids. NCBI's taxonomy places the organism in Eukaryota, Metazoa, Chordata, Mammalia, Eulipotyphla, Soricidae. Gene Ontology annotation, molecular function: signaling receptor activity. The record is from RefSeq and is a predicted model, not a curated record. Gene Ontology annotation, biological process: regulation of neuroinflammatory response.